Molecule: messenger RNA, 2082 nt
Organism: Oldenlandia corymbosa var. corymbosa
Lineage: Eukaryota; Viridiplantae; Streptophyta; Magnoliopsida; Gentianales; Rubiaceae
Source: the annotation of a GenBank genome assembly
AUGAGAAGGGGAGGAGGGGACACGACAAAGGGUGGUGGCUGUGGUGAUUUCGUACUUGGUGGAGGAGAUGGAGGUGAACUCGUUGGUGGCGGGGGAGGAAGUAACACGACAAGAGGUGGUGGCGGUGGUGAUUUCGUAGGUGGUGGAGGAGGUGGAGGCGAACUCUUGGGUGGUGGGAAAGGAGGUGUCACAACAAGGGGUGGUGGCAUUGGUGAUUUUGUUGGUGGUGGAAGAGGUGCAGGCGAACUCAUGGAUGGUGGUGGAGGAGGUGACAGAAGAGAGAGUGGCGGUGGUGAUUUCAUUGAUGCUGAAGGAGGUGGAGACGAACUCGUAGGUGGUUGGGGAGGAGAUAACACGACAAGGGGUGGCGGCGGUGUUGAUUUUGUUGGUGGUGGAGGAGGUGGAGGGAAACUCGUCAGUGGUGGCGGAGGAGAUGACACGACAAGGGGUGGUGGCAGUGGUGAUCUCGUAGUUGGUGGAGGAGGUGGUGGAGGAGAAGGUGACACAACAAGGGAUGGUGGCGGGGGUGAUUUUGUUGGUGGGGAAGGAGGUGGAGGCGAACUCGUGGGUGGUUGGGGAGGAGGUAACACGACAAGGGGUGGCGGCGGUGUUGAUUUUGUUGGUGAUGGAGGAGGUGGAGGCAAACUCGUCGGUGGUGGCGGAGGAGAUGACACGACAAAGGGUGGUGGUGAUGGUGAUUUUGUUGGUGAUGGAGGUGAACUCGUGGGUUGUGGGGGUGGAGGUGACACAACGGGUGGUGGCUUUGGUGAUUUCAUGGGUGAUAGAGGACGUGGAGGCGAACUCAUGGUUGGAGGCGGAGUAGGUGACACGACAAGGGGUGGUGGCGAUGGUGAUUUUGUAGGUGGUGGAGGAGGUGGAGGUGAACUCGUUUGUUGUGGGGGUGGAGGUGACACGACUAGGGGUGGUGGCUUUGGUGAUUUCACGGGUGAUGGAGGAGGUGGAGAUGAACUCGUGGGUGGUGGAGGAGUAGGCGAAUUCGUGGGUGGUGGAGGAGUUGGUGACAUGACAAGGGGUGGCGGCGGCGGUGAAUUUGUUGGUGGAGGAGGUGGAGCCGAACUCGUGGGUAGUGGGGGAGGAGGUGUCGCAACAAUGGGUGGUGGCAUUGGUGAUUUUGUCGGUGGUGGAGGAGGUGUACGCGAACUCAUGGAUGGUGGGGGAGGAGGUGACACAAGAGAUAGUGGCGGUGGUGAUUUCGUUGAUGGUGAAGGAGGUGGAGGCGAACUCGUGGGUGGUUGGGGAGAAGGUAACACGACAAGGGGUGGUGGCGGUGUUGAUUUUGUUGGUGAUGGAGGAGGUGGAGGCAAACUCGUCGGUGGUGGCGGAGGAGAUGACACGACAAAGGGUGGUGGUGGUGGUGAUUUUGUUGGUGGUGGAGGAGGUGGAGGUGAAUUCGUGAGUUGUGGGGGUGGAGGUGACACAACAAGGGGUGGUGGCUUUGGUGAUUUCAUGGGUGAUGGAGGAGGUGGAGGGGAACUCAUGGGUGGAGGCGGAGUAGGUGACACGACAAGGGGUGGUGGUGGCGGUGAAUUCAUUGGUGGUGGAGGAGGUGGAGGCGAACUCGUGGGUGGUGGGGGAGGAGGUGUCGCAACAAGGGGUGGUGGCGUUGGUGAUUUAGUCGGUGGUGGAGGAGGUGCAGGUGAACUCAUGGAUGGUGGGGGAGGAGGUGACACAAGAGAUAGUGGCGGUGGUGAUUUCGUUGAUGGUGAAGGAGGUGGAGGCGAACUCGUGGAUAGUUGGGGAGGAGGUAACACGACAAGGGGUGGCGGCGGUGUUGAUUUUGUUGUUAAUGGAGGAGGUGGAGGCAAACUCGUGGGUGGUGGCGGAGGAGAUAACACGACAAGGGGUGGUGGCAGUGGUGAUGUCGUAGUUGGUGGAGGAGGUGGUGGAGGAGGAGGUGACACGACAAGGGGUGGUGGCGGUGGUGAUUUUGUUGGUGGUGGAGGAAAAGGUGACACGGGAAGGGGUGGAGGAGGUGGAGGUGGUGACAGGGGAGGAGGAGGUGGAGGUGGCGGAGAUUUUGGUAUGAGUGGUGGACGCCAAAUCGGUGGCUUGGGUGGGUGA